AUGAAAGACGAAAAAUCUUUUGGAAACACUGGUCUUCUUCAACCUGCAAAAGUCAAUUACAAAACACUGGAGGAAUGUAGUUAUGAUGAUCCAUGUAUUUUUUCAAACAUUGCAAAUGAACAAGAAAUGUCACCGUAUGAAACGAAAUCGGAAACUGAACAAUGGACAAGUAAAGCGAUUACCAAUCGACUGGCUGUUAUCAUUAUUUUAUUGCUAAUGGUGAUCCAAACAAUUUUCGGAUUCUUGAGCAGUAGUCUAGCGUGUAUAACUGAUGUAUUUCGAUUAUCAUCUGAUUAUCUUGGACAACAUCGUAUUAGUGAAAAAAAUUCAGCAUCGUUGAGACGAUUAGCAUAUCAACCGAGAAGAUAUGUUGCACUUGGUGAUUUUAUCGAUAUUAAAAUACGACAGUUAAUUCAUUUGAUUGGCAAUCAUGGAGUAAGCCUUAUUUUCGUUUUGGAAGCUAUCAUUAUCAAUAUUCAGGUUAAUUUUUAA
This is a messenger RNA of Dracunculus medinensis (Guinea worm), 492 nucleotides long. NCBI's taxonomy places the organism in Eukaryota, Metazoa, Nematoda, Chromadorea, Rhabditida, Dracunculidae. The record is from the annotation of a GenBank genome assembly.